Molecule: messenger RNA, 360 nt
Organism: Anoplophora glabripennis (Asian longhorned beetle)
Lineage: Eukaryota; Metazoa; Arthropoda; Insecta; Coleoptera; Cerambycidae
Product: ATPase inhibitor mai-1, mitochondrial-like
Exons: 1
Coding region: 4-360 (118 amino acids)
Biological process (GO): negative regulation of ATP-dependent activity
Cellular component (GO): mitochondrion
Molecular function (GO): ATPase inhibitor activity
Source: RefSeq, a predicted model, not a curated record
UAUAUGUCAUACAGAAAAACACUUAUUUAUGUCUGGAACAGUAUUUACAAGAGAAAGUUCAGUAGCUCAGGGGCCGACGGAGCAGAUGUCCUUGGGGGUCUAGGUAGUGGCGCAGGAAAAGGUGGUGGGGCCGGAGGAACGAUCAGGGAGGCUGGUGGAUCCUUGGGAAAGUACGGGGCGGCUAAAGAGGAAGAAUAUUUCUAUAGGAAGCAGAGGGACCAGUUAGAAGAAUUGAAUAAGCAGUUGGAAAAAAGAAAGCAGGUUUGUAAACAUGCAGAGAGUGUAGAACAUAUGGACGAUAUUAUCCAGAAGAACCGAAAGCGAAUUGCUCGACUUGAGAAAUGUCUCCGCAAGAAAUAA